This is a messenger RNA of Tuber aestivum (summer truffle), 3293 nucleotides long. NCBI's taxonomy places the organism in Eukaryota, Fungi, Ascomycota, Pezizomycetes, Pezizales, Tuberaceae. The record is from the annotation of a GenBank genome assembly.
UUCCUUUAUGCGCAAUCUAUAGCCAAAAUACCUAUCGACCGACCCCUCUAUCCAUGGGUGCUGGGGACAGUAAGCUCUCCUUCAAGAAGGGCGUCUUUCGUCUUGCCGAAGAACACGUAAGUUAAUUACUUACCGCUCCUACUUUGCCCCUGUCCCACCCGGACCAGACAAACUGACCUCUUCCACUUACCCGCAGAAUAUCCCGCCUCAUGAUCCGUACUGGCUUUCCUUCUGGGAGCUCCCUGAAUCCGCUGAAGAUGUUUUCACACUCUUUGCUGCUGCCGAUAUCCGUCGUACUCGCGACCAGCACCUUGAAAACUUGGAGACGCUCAUUCUGGUAGUCACCUCAAGACUGUUCACCUUAAAGAGCCAUCCCUCGUUCCCGGAUCCCGAGCUGGCUCCGGAGAAGCAUGCCCUGAAUUGUAUUCGAGUAUUGACGAGGUUGCUACCAUUUUUAUACGAAAAGGACGGACUGGAGGGUUGGGAGGAGAAGUUCUUUUGGGGUGCAAGACGGAAGAGGUCCAGGAAGGCUUCGCUUUCUAGAGCGGAGGUCAUUUUCGAUGAAGCUCAUCCGGAUGAGGAACCUCGGCCGCCCACGGCGGCAGAGGAUGUCGAAUCGGCCCCACCUUUGAUGGAAGAAUUGAUAGUUACCCUGAUUGACCUACUCUUCUACUCGGGAUUUACCAUGAUGGAAAAUCCCUCGUCAAAGGGAAAAGUCACAUAUGCUAUUUGGCAAAGCGGCGUUGGGUGUAAUGCCCCGGUUGGGACUACCAAGGAACUGGAGUCCAACAAGAUCGAAACGUUGAGGCUGCUACUCGCAAUCACAUCCAAGGCGAUGUUCAUACCUGCAAGUCGGUUUUACAUCCACCUGUGUCUGGGAUCCUGUGUGGUACUGACAUGUGGGUGAUAGAUAUACUGCCAGUGAGGGGGACAAGAGCCCUAACCUACAUAGCAACCAACCCGGACAAGAAAGUUGUGCUCUUGACUUUAUGCUCGCUAUUGAAUACAGUCGGUGCCUUGAAUUCCCCGCCUGAAGGGAUAUAUAACUUACUCCCGGAUGUCAGACCUUAAAAUAUAACCCCGCCAGUUGGAGAGUUCCUUAUGAUCAUGUCGUAUUUUCAGACCCUCGGCAAGUUCUUGUAACAUACUGUUUACAACUGCUUCUUGUUCUCCUAUUAUACCCUGUCCCGGAGGGCAGGCCAGAUGAGCCUCCACUCAAGAACAGCUACCGCCAUUAUUUGGGGAGACUUCACAGAACUCAAGACUUUCAAUUCUUGGUUGAUGGAAUGACCCGUGUUCUUAAUCAACCUGUAAGCAACAUAUUCUUUGGAGGCGAAUUUACGGUGCUAAUGCCCAGAGAAGAUCCAGGCUACUACAUCCUACCUCCCUGGUAGCCAGAAGACUAUCCAAUGGGCCCCGGAAAUGUUGAUGCUCUUUUGGGAGAUCUUGCAAUGUAAUAAGGUAUGCUUUCCCCACCAUUGGUCGCCCCAGCUUCCCUACCUAACCCCGAUCUAGCGGUUCCGAAGCUUUAUUAUCGGAACAGAUCGAGUCCAUGACUUUGUGAUUUUGAUCAUCUACUAUGCACUAGAGCACAGAUUGGAUCCUUCCAAGUCCGGGGUUGUCAGAAUGUGUGUUUUUGUUCUGCAGACUCUGUCUACGGAGCCGAAAUUUGGCACGAGUCUCAACAAGCACUUUGAGGGACAAAACACACUACCGUCCAGCGUUAGGAUCCACUCCUUCAAUGGAACUUAUGCAGAUUAUCUGUUAAUUGUAAGUAAUCCCUUCCAAUGCGCACCUAAUUUUCCUAACAAUUGGGGUAGUCCAUAUACAGUUUGAUCACAGGCAGUAAGGGUAGACUUGGUGCUGUAUACCCUGCAUUACUAGCAAUUAUUGCGAAUGUUGCUCCCCAUAUCAAGCCCCUCUCAGCAGCAGCUAGUACAAAGCUUGUUCAACUAUUUGCUUCAAUGUCAGCACCGGCCUUCUUGCUAGCGAAUGAGACAAACCAUGCAUUGUUGCACUCUCUUCUGGAGUCAAUGAAUUCUAUCAUUGAGCACAACUACUCGGGUAAAACUCAUUCGAGCUUGUCUUUAUUAGGUCUAACUAUCGGGUGUAGAAAAUGCAAACUUUGUUUAUGCCAUCUUAAGGGCCCACAAAAGAUUCGAGGUGUUGAGAAGCUUUACGCUCGAGAGCGGGCAAGAGGAAAUUGACCGUCAGAAUAGGCAGAAGAAGGAUCGAGCGGAAUCUCAGGAUAGUUCAGCGAGAACCCUAAUGGGCCGAGACGAUUUGGCCCCACCUAUUGAUGAGCGAAAGCCAGUGGUUGGGUCGGAGUCACCAAUCCCACCAAGUCAGUUUGAGAUUGGCGAUGACGAAGACUCGGAUGCGGAGGACGGGUCUGCGAACCAACCUCCCGCCCCGUCUGUCGAAACUCCAAUGUCUGCUCGAUCACCCACCAUUCCAUCCCGCACGCCCUCCGUAUCGUCAUCCGCCGAGGAUGCUGUUCCCAUACAACUACGAGCAAUGUCGGAGAAGGCUAGAGGCAAACUCCCAGAAGGUGCCUUCCAGAGACAGGCCAGUACCACCAGUCUAGCGAGCCAUGCAAGCGCUCCUGCAACGGUGACAUUGUUGAAUGGGUUCACACCUUCAUCAACAUGGGUAUGUGCUGUUUCAGAUCCCAUGAAUGGCGAAUGACGCCCUGACUUCAGGCAGAUCGAAUCGUGGCUUCCUCAUCUACCACUUCACACAAUCCUUGCACUCAUUCAGCAGCUACGGCCUCAACUGCGUGAGGUUCUCGCACGCGGCAAUGGGGAACCCAAUGCCACUUCGAUGCUUGAGUGCAUAAGGACUACAGAGAUUCGCGGAAUUGAUCCUUCGUUGAUUAAGACUCACAUGUUCGAAUGGAGUCCUUUGGCACUGGGCUGGUACGAGUCGUUACUCUGGGGAUUCGUUUUCGUUGCAGAGAGGCAUGUAUCGAAGGGCACCGUUGGUGUAUGGAAUGGGACGGUGGUGAAGCUAUUCAGGGUUCAAGAGACUGCCCCAGAAGGUCCGAGUCUACUGGCACCCCGGGGCGGCGUGGAUGCAAUCGGAACUAACCUAAUUGAGAGGCUGGGGGGUGUGGGCUUAGGAAGAGGGCAGCGGCAGCCCAAUUCUAGCGAUAGCGGGGCUGGCGGGGGUGGGGAAAGACAUGCGGCUGUGUAAUUAGUAGAUGUCUGUACUGGAUCGUGGGACCUUUGCUUUUUGGUGUUAGGGAUUGUAGCUAGAUUACCGGUAGUUGAGUUAAGUGAUUCUUAUAAACC